This is a messenger RNA of Puccinia triticina, 1179 nucleotides long. RefSeq lists its product as uncharacterized. The record is from RefSeq and is a predicted model, not a curated record. Lineage: Eukaryota; Fungi; Basidiomycota; Pucciniomycetes; Pucciniales; Pucciniaceae. Bases 1 to 1179 code for a protein of 392 amino acids. The transcript is spliced from 6 exons.
AUGAGUGACACCAACUCGAACGCGCACACUCAUUACAGCCUUGCUAACGAACCGGGGGAUGAUGACUGGGUACCUGGCUCGGAGUUUGGCUCGGAUUCUAGUCGUGAACCUUCCCCUGUCUCAAUGAUCAACCCAAAUGAGAACCUGCCAGUGGCACGACGCUUACAUUUGAUAGAAACUCGUCUUGAAAGUGUCAUUGGUUUUCCCGAGGGCUUCGCCAUCCAAGACCUGCCGGGAUUGGGAGGCCGCAUAACUGAACUGGAAAGAAAUCAUGUCAGACUCGCUACCAAGGUGGAAAAAAUCCCGUUGAGAUAUCGGAUAAAGCAAUUAGAGGUUUCACUUGAAAAUCUAGAACGAACCAAUCUCUUGCAUAGAAGAAUUGCCGACCUUGAAGCAUACGUGAGGAACCACAUAUCGGGCGGCGGGGCGAUGGUUUCUAGUGGAAUUAAUGGUGUGGCUGGACCACCAGCAGCGGCUCAUCCGAAUGAAGGUGUGGUCCAAGUCGGCCCAGAAAUCAGGGAAGCGGCGGAUCCUAAUGAUAGUGCGGUUCAAGUCGGCCCGGCAUCUGGAAAUGCGGCAGAUUUAAAUGGCAGUGUGGUUCAAGUCAACGAUGAACCAGCGGCCGCGGCGAAUUCGAAUGGAAAUGUGGUGCAUGCCGGCCAUGCCCGCGCAGGGACGGGUAAUUUGACUGGGCAAGUACUUCGAGUCGGUCAUGGGGCAGCAUGGGCAGUAGGUCGUAGAUUUGCACCUUGGCCAUUGGACGACGUGGGGAGAGAUGUGCCGGUCACCGAGUGCCCCGGGUCCAAUUCAGAUGGGAGUGUGGUUCAAGUCAUCUAUGAACCAGCGGCCGCGGCGAUUUCGAAUGGAAGUGCAGCUCAUGUCGGCCAUGGACCAGCAGGGGCGUGUAAUUUGACUGGAGAAGUCCUUCGAGUUGGUCUUGAAGCUGCAAGGGUGGUAGGUCCCAGAUUGGCUCCUUUCCCAUUCGAGGACCUGGUAAGAGACGUGCCAUUCACCAAGGGUCCCCGGCCCGACGAGCCCAUGAGAUCUCCAUCUGGGUCAGGCAGAGCUGACGAAAUGGAAGUGGCAUCGGAAGGAGAAAUCAUCAGCGAGACCAGAAAAAGGAGUGUAACGGAUCAAGGCAUUGAAACCCACGGUGGGAAACGACCGAAACUUGAGUAA